GCUGAAAAUCUUCUCUUCGAUAGUUAUUUCAAUAUAAAACUAGCGGACUUUGGGUUUUCCAAUCUAUUUGAUGGAUCGAAAAAAUUAGAUACAUUUUGUGGUAGUCCACCGUAUGCUGCACCGGAAUUAUUUCAAGGACGUAAAUAUGAUGGUCCAGAAGUGGAUGUUUGGUCAUUAGGUGUUAUUUUAUACACGCUAGUUAGUGGUUCUCUACCAUUCGAUGCACAACAUUUAAAA
Schistosoma turkestanicum is the source of this 237-nucleotide messenger RNA. Lineage: Eukaryota; Metazoa; Platyhelminthes; Trematoda; Strigeidida; Schistosomatidae. The record is from the annotation of a GenBank genome assembly.